Puntigrus tetrazona (Sumatra barb) is the source of this 1734-nucleotide messenger RNA. It is a transcript of the gene admb, whose product is annotated as adrenomedullin b. The coding region runs from base 149 to 559 and encodes 136 amino acids. Gene Ontology annotation, cellular component: extracellular region. The record is from RefSeq and is a predicted model, not a curated record. Gene Ontology annotation, molecular function: hormone activity; adrenomedullin receptor binding. NCBI's taxonomy places the organism in Eukaryota, Metazoa, Chordata, Actinopteri, Cypriniformes, Cyprinidae. Gene Ontology annotation, biological process: adenylate cyclase-activating G protein-coupled receptor signaling pathway; regulation of systemic arterial blood pressure; positive regulation of heart rate. The transcript has 4 exons.
GACCAUUAGCAGUGUCACAGCUGAAUACUCAUCCCUAGCCAGCCAAGCUCUGGAUGCUACUUGGAAAUACACAAUAAUACGGACUUCACCAUCAACACUUUUCGAGUCAAUUCUGGAGACCGACUGAAAUUAUCAGUUUCCAUUCACGAUGAACUCUGUGCUUCAGAAGGCUUUCCUGUGGUGUGUGCUGACAGCGCUUCUGCCGAGCAUCACGAGUGCAAAACCUCUCAACACGGAUGGUCUGAGAAGGCUGAGUGUUUGGCUUCAGGGUAGGGUGAGGAGAGAAGUCCACAGCUUGUCCGAGAGGAGCGAGAGCGACUCAGCAGCUUUGCUGACUCAGAGGAACAGCGAGACAUUUGUACCAUUGCGCAGGAGUGUGAGGGUAAAACGUACAGAACCUGCCUACUCAGUCAAAAGAGUGGAAAGAGCGGGCUGUGUUCUGUCCACCUGCUCAGUGCACGAACUGGCCCACCUGCUGAAUAUAAUCAACACAAAGACGAACAACGCCCCUCCCGAAAAGAUCGGCUCAAAGGGCUAUGGACGGAGGCGGAGACGGUAGAUCCAUCAAACCUCCCCGCGCUAACUUUCCACGAAGGCCGUCUAAAGCUGGCAUGGGUUCAAUCUCUCUAUUACAGAACAACCCGGGAACACCUCUGCGGUUUGUCCUGAGCCUUUGCUUUCUGUCGGCUCGGUUUACUGAGAUACUUCUGAUACUGCCUUUGCUGAACGUUAGUGUACUCUCUUCAGGCACAAAGGAGCAAGUGGAGCAUCCUUCUCUCCCUCCUCGGCCUGAUGGGUUGGACUGAGAAGGAUUCAGGUCACUUAAAGUGGUUGUGAAAAAUAGCAUUGCUAUCAGUUGGGGAAAAAAAAUUGCACGCACACACACACACACAAAAAAUGUGUGGGUCUAAGGCAAUACGACAGGAAAUAGGUGGUCAAUGCUCUGUGCAUGUGUUUCGCAUUCUUGUCAUUCUAAUGGAGCUUUGGGACUUGACUCUCUGUCUCUUCUGCAGCACUGAUACGCCCUCUGCUGGAGGAAUGAAGGAACAGCCUAGAACUCUGCCAGCCCAAACGUACAUUGAAGAGGACGGAGAGAGAAUAGCAAGAAGAGGGCAAAGGAACUAACCUUUACGACUUAAAGCUAUUUACCUUGGAGGACCAAUGAUGAAGAAUGGAGAGAGACAGAGAGAACUCUUUAUGGAAGAAAUAAUUUUGUUGUCCUCAAGGACAUCCGCAUACUUGAAGACUGAUUUAUAUAUACUGUGGGAGCUGUGCAAUAUUUCACUUUAAUAUUAUGUAGUCUUUUAUUAAUGUGUACAAAGAUGUAUAUUAUGAAAAUACUGUAUCUUAAAAGUUCAUAUUUAUAUCUACAUACUGUACGUGUAUUCUUAAGAAACUAUUGUAUAAGAAAAAGGGCAUCUAUAGUUUAUUUUGAAAUAAGAUGUUUAUCCUAUAAGUUCAUGUCUUUAUAAUGAGAAGCAUUUUUCUCCCCUCAUGAUUCAUUCAAUAAUGUGACACCUGUUAAUAACCUAUUAAACUCCAGCAAGAGUAAGAGAAAAUUGCCUUUUUAUUUACAUGGCAGCUUUCGGUAUUUUACCGUGAAAAAAAGCGUAAAAUAAUAAAAUAUAAAGUGGAUCUAAUGAAUUUUAAAACUUGUGUGUUGUGAUGCCAUCUAGCAUGAUAUAAUUUUUUAAAUGCCUAAUUUCUUCAAACAAUAAAAGUUUCGCUUUUCAA